CAGUGGCUGCGCCGCGAUGCGAGCCGCCGCCGCCGCCGCCGCAGCGGUGUAGUGUUCUCGUGCUCCUCCUUUUUCUCCUCCUCCUCAGGGCCCAGUCAGGCCGAGUCGCUCUGCUCACGACGUAGUCGAUUUGAUUCCUGUGUGUUCCAUCCUGCGAGGUCCAAGUGUAUAGUGGCUGUUUAUGUUGCUGAAAAAAGGUAUUUGCAAUGAGAAGAAAACUGAGACAUAACUUGCUACUUGUCUGGAGUUACAUGCACUUAGGUGACAAUUUUCAGAAAAUCAGCUCUGCAACUUGAUGGGCGACAACCCUUUUCAACCAAAAAAUAAUUCAAAAAUGGCGGAACUAUUUAUGGAAUGUGAAGAAGAAGAACUGGAGCCGUGGCAGAAGAAAGUCAAAGAAGUCGAGGAUGAUGAUGAUGACGAGCCAAUCUUUGUUGGAGAGAUAUCAAGUUCAAAACCAGCAAUUUCAAAUAUUUUGAACAGAGUUAACCCCAGCUCAUAUUCAAGGGGAAUAAAGAAUGGCGCACUCAGUCGAGGUAUUACUGCUGCAUUCAAGCCUACAAGUCAACACUACACGAACCCAACAUCAAAUCCAGUGGCUGCAUCACCAGUAAAUUUUCAUCCUGAAUCUAGAUCUUCAGAUAGUUCUGUUAUUGUUCAGCCAUUGUCUAAACCUGGUUGUAAAAUGAGCUCAUCACAAGUUGUUUCUAAUAAUUCUCCACAGUUACUGUUUGACUUGACCCAGGACACAGGAUUAUCACGUUACCAAGGGGCACCAGCACUUUCAAUAGCAGGUAUGAAUGAAAGUUCAUUUGUAUCAAAACGUCCUUCUGCCUCUGAAAUGAACAGUGUUAAUCCCAAAAAGCCGAAGCCCAGCGAAGGUAUCUCUGGAGCAAGUUCUUCAAUGGCAUUCUCUUCACUUACACCUGCUUCGAUGGCAUCUCCCCAGGCUGUGCCUUCAAAAGGUACAAAUACCUCAUCAAAUCAAUCUAAAAAUGGAACACCUUUUCCAAGAGCUUGUCCAAAAUGUAAUAUUCAUUUCAAUCUUCUGGAUCCUUUGAAAAAUCACAUGAAGUAUUGUUGUCCAGACAUGAUAAAUAACUUUUUGGGACUGGCUAAAACAGAUUUUUCAAGUACAACAAAUAAAAAUAAGACUAUUGAUUCAGAGAAAGGAAAAUUGAUCAUGUUAGUUAAUGACUUUUAUUAUGGAAAACAUGAAGGAGAUGUCCAGGAAGAACAGAAGACUCACACAACCUUUAAAUGCUUCAGUUGCUUGAAAGUUCUUAAAAAUAAUAUUAGGUUUAUGAACCACAUGAAACACCAUUUGGAGCUUGAGAAGCAGAGCAGUGAGAGCUGGGAAAACCACACCACCUGCCAGCACUGCUACCGACAGUUUCCCACACCGUUCCAGCUCCAGUGCCACAUUGAAAGCACACACACGCCCCAUGAGUUUUCUACCAUUUGUAAAAUCUGUGAAUUAUCAUUUGAAACAGAACAUGUUCUUUUACAACAUAUGAAGGACAAUCAUAAACCUGGUGAGAUGCCGUAUAUUUGCCAGGUUUGCAAUUACAGAUCUUCAUCGUUUUCUGAUGUCGAAGCUCAUUUUAGAACAUCCCAUGAAAACACUAAAAACUUGCUUUGUCCUUUUUGCCUCAAAGUUAUUAAAAUUGCAACACCCUAUAUGCAUCAUUACAUGAAGCACCAGAAAAAAGGAAUACAUCGUUGCACAAAAUGCAGACUGCAGUUUCUGACAUGCAAGGAGAAAAUGGACCAUAAGACUCAGCACCAUCGAACAUUCAUGAAACCUAAACAGCUAGAAGGGUUGCCUCCUGGAACAAAAGUUACUAUUCGAGCUUCAGUUGGACCUCUUCAAUCAGGAUCUUUACCUACACCUUCCAUUAGUGCAAGCACUUCUACCCUUCAGCUUUCACCUCCAAGGACUAAAAAUAUAACUGCUAAAAGUCCUAUAAAAUCUAAUACAAAUAAACCUAAUGCAGCUAAACCCAAUGCAAGUAAACCUAAUGCAAGUAAGCCUAAUGGAAGUAAAUCUAAAUGCAAACCAAAAAUCUCAAAUGUGCAAAAGAAGCAAAACACACUGACUGGUAGCAAUAAAAAAAGUAAAGUCAAUACAGCAUUGAGGAACUUAAGGUAUCGUCGGGGAGUUUACAACUGCAUUGAAUGUUGUUCCGAAAUAAAAGAUUUUGCAAACCACUUCCCUACGUAUGUCCACUGCAGUGUUUGCAGAUACAACACUAGCUGUAGCAAAGCCUAUGUAAAUCACAUGAUGAGCUUUCAUAGUAACCGUCCAAGUAAAAGGUUUUGUAUUUUUAAGAAGCAUUCAGAAGAUCUCAGGGGUAUCACUAUAGUGUGCCUUAAUUGUGAUUUUGUAACUGAUGUUUCUGGCUUAGACAGUAUGGCCACACACUUAAGUCAACGUGAAACUCAUACUUGCCAAGUUAUAAUGAAGAAUGUUUCUGUUUGUAUCCCAACUUCUGAACACCUUUCUGAAUUAAAAAAUGAGGCUCCCAGUGUGGAACAAGAACCUGUGUCAGAGAAAAUGUCAAGACCUCAUAUAGCUGAAGGAGAAACAGAAACAUCAACAUCUGAAAGUAAACAUGAUAAAGCUUCACCAGAGGAAGAAAAAAAUAGAUGUGAUUCAAGUUCAUUUGAAGGCUCUUCAGUAACAAAAAGUGAAGAAAGUAUAACAGUUUCACAUAGGGAAAAUGAUGCCUGUCUUAUAGUCCAGGAAACGAGCUCGAAGAAAACCUUCGGUUAUGAUUCCAAUACUGGUGAAGAUAAAGUGGAAAAGGAAAAACAAAUAGAACUUGUUUGUCAGGAAGCAGAGUCAAAGAUGUGCCAAAGUUCAGAAAAUACAGUUACGCGUGAUCAGGUUAAAGGUCACGGCUCCGGUGAAGCUAGACUUUCUUCUAAGAAUAUUAAGGAUUUGCGGUUAACAUCGGGUGAUGUUAGCAUUGAUCAGUUUUUGAGAAAAAGAGAUGAACCCGAAUCUGCUAUUUCUGAUGUUAGUGAGCCAGGCAGGAUUCACUUGGAACCUUUGACUCCAUCAGAGGUACUUGAGUAUGAAGCCACAGAAAUCUUUCAGAAAGGCGGUGGGGAUCCUUCAGCCAAGACUGAUGAAGCAGUGUCUGACCAAGCAGGUGACGUUCUUAGAGAAGGUAGCCCUACCAUGACAGAAACAACAGCAGAUCUGGCAGGUGAAAAGGAGGGGAGGUGAAGUUAGCAUGCCAUCAGAGUUCUAGUGCACCUGUGGUAGGACCCUUUGGAGCAUGCUCGCAGGUGCGCUUGGUGGUGCUGCUGUAGAGUUCAGAGCUAGGAAAAUCCAGGGAGGCCGUUCACACACUUACCCGUACAUUCAACCUAGGUUAGUAAAUAUAUCAGUUCACCAGUAAUAGUGCAACUAGUGUGGCUUUCUAAGAAGUGUUUUUUUUUUUUUUUUUUUAAUGAUCAAGAUUUUAGUGAAGGUUAAAUCUGCAAUUUAAGUCUCUUUUUAACAGUCUUCAAGAAGACAGGACUUGGUCACCCAUAUGAAUCGAAUUAUAAGAAUAUUAAUUAUAUUCAUAAAGCUUUUGAAACUUCUGUAAGUCCUAAGGUAAAAAUCCUUAUCACCUGUAUAUCUUUUUUGAUUAAAGAAAGAGAUCUGGAAACCUUCUACCUUGUGGGAAUGGUUUACCUAACACAGAGUUGGAUUGACAUUGUCAACAAAGGCCUUACGUUGACUGUAAUGCUGGUAUAUGGAGCAUUCUUAGAGUGCUGCUUUCAUCUAAUGAGAAUUUGGGUGAACAUGAACUUAAUUUUGGAUUUAAUACAACAUUCCAGACUGUCUGAAGCAUGUAAACAGAAUAUUUGAAUCUCUGUACCUCCACACAAGUGUUAGCCUGCCAGGCUGUAAGCUUACCUUAAUUAAACUUUCAGUGAAAGUGAAAUUAUUAGAAUAUAAAUUUAUAUUUGUGCUUUUUUUGUCAAUGUAAGCUGUGCAGAAAUCCCUUGAUGUACUAGUUGUAUAAACCCAUUGUUGAAACUCCUAUAGCUGUUAGGCUUUUAACAUUGUUUUAAUGAUCUUCAUUAUACAUAAACCCAUAAAAGUGGUCUGGAAACCAAACCAAAGUAUGUUGUAAUGUAAAAACUGUAAAGUAGGACACUGAAAACAUGUCUUGGCAUGUUUAAAUGACUUUAAUUGUAAAAUAGACACUUCAAAUGGGACCUAAAGCAUUGAUGUAAAAAUUCAUUUUGGAAAUUUAGCUAAUUUAUCCAUAAGAUGGCUGCUACAGUCAGUUGUUUUUUAUCAUCUAGAAAAUAAGAGAUAUAGAAAAAUGAAUAAUGUGAAUAACAGUAGUUUGCUUUGAAGUACUAAUGAACUUUUAUUUAAAAUGCUGCAUUUUUCUUAAAUAUGCUUUGAAUUCUUAACUGUUUCACUGAACGUUAAAUGUUUUAAACAGCUAUUAAAAUUCUGCUGUAAAUAGUAGUUUUUGAGUAAAUAUUUGCAAUAAAAAUUUGUCCCUGAAUAAUUUUGUUUUUCAGAUCACUGCUUGAGUCAGAUUACCUUUGGCGCCUUUAGAAAUUGUGUACUUGUUCUAAGCAGUGUUAAAGUUAGUGGUAAGAUUUUAUUCUGUGUUCUUUAACCGACACAUGCUUUGUUGUUUUAAACUAGGUCUUAAAGUAUAGUGGACGAUUCUGCUGAUAUUUAUAGCAAAUGGAUUUACUUUAUAAAUUCUUCACUUCAAGCAAAAUGUAAUUUAUAGUUUUCUAUCUGAUCCUGAUCAGCAACUUAAAGAGGCUAAAUAGGCAACAUAUGUUACUGAAUUCUUUUCUUGAAUGUCUUCAAAUGUAUAUAUAUUUUGGGAAGGGGGACAAAUAUUUUCAUGUUUCUUGCUCCCAAGAACAGAUAUGGAGAGAGACCCAUUAGCUGUUACCUUGUUGAAAUACAAGUCUGUAGUAGGGAAGAUUUUUGGGGGGUAAUUCUAAACCUUAGAAGAACAGGAAGUAGAAAAGACCACUGUUUGUAUAAAGACCACUCUCAGAGUCUCAUUUGGUUGUCAUCAGAUAUAUCACCUUCUGCUGCAAAACCUUCAGAACACUGUGCCAAGUAAUGCUCUAAAUGACACUAUAAUGCCUUUGGAGCUGCGGGUAGCCCCUUCGCCUGCCCCCAUAUAGCCUUUUAGAGAAGUGAUACUCAAACUAGCUGAUCAGUAAACUGUUACCUAUCCACUAUGACAAAAGGAACCUGUACCAGAUCGUAAGCCCCUCACUGAGAAAAUCUAGCAAUGAAAAAAAAUGAAAUGGUACUUAAUUUAAAAUACUGUGCUUGGUAACAUACUUGGUUUACAUUCUCGUACAAUCUCCUUACCGCCUAUAAGGAACAAUUAAUUUGGUCUCAAAAAAAAGACCAGACUUAAUGGUCUGACUGAGUCUAGAAGGACCUCGGAAGUCAUGGUCCCCAGACCUUCUGUUAGCCCAAGACGGGAACCAUUCCCAAAGCCAACUCUUCAGACAGGGAUUGGACUGGACUAUGGAAUAGAAAAUGAUAUUGGUGAAGAGUGAGCUUCUUGGAUCAAGUAGACACAUGAGACCACGUGGGCAGCGCCUGUCUGGAUGGGAGAGGAGAGGGCAGAAGGGGUCAGAAGCUGGCCGAAUGGACAUGGAAAAUAGAGUGUGGAGGGAAGGAGUGUGCUGUCUCAUUAGAGGGAGAGCAACUAGGAGUAUGUAAAAAAUAUAUAUAUAGCAAGGUGUAUAUAAAUUCUUCUGUGAGAGACUGACUUGUAAACUUUCACUUAAAGCCCAAUAAAAAUUUUUUUUUUUUUAAUUUUUUUUUGAGUAGCAGUGCUUUUGUGGCAUAGUGGUUAAGUGCUACGGCUGCUAACCAAGAGGUUGGCAGUUGAAAUCCGCCAGACGCUCCUUGGAAACUCUAUGGGGCAGUUCUACUCUGUCCUAUAGGGUCGCUAUGAGUCGGAAUCGACUCAACGGCAGUGGGUUAGUGCUUUAGAGAAGCAAAACCUGUUGCCAUGGAGUCAAUUCCGACUCAUAGCGAGCCUAUAGGACAGGGUAGAACUGCCCCAUAGGAUUUCCAAGGAGCACCCGGUAGAUUUGAACUGCCAACCUUUUGGUUAGCAGCCGUGCUCUUAACUACUGCACACCAGGGUGCCAAGAGCACACCAGGGAGCCGUGAAAGCAGUCAUAGAUAAUAUGUAAACAAGCACAAAUGUUUCUGUUCCAAUAAAACCUGAUUUACAAAAACAGGUUGUUGUCGGCUUUGCCCCAUGAGCCUUAGUUUGCCUACCCCUGCUUUAGAGUGCUUAGACCCCUUCCAUACGGAUAUGAAAGCCAGUGAGACAGUCCAGCGACUGCUGGCCUAAAGCCGCCAGGAAGCCUCAGCACAUUAUAGUUCCCUUCUACCUAAAAAUAGAAUUAUGACUAAUUAUAAGUGAAGUUUAAUGACAUGAAGAAAUAUUAACAUUUAUUCUGUAGGAUACACUUUUAACUUAUGUUGAAAAUCUUAAUAUCAUACACAUUUGUGCUGUUUCUUCCCCUUUGAUCUAUGCCAUGCUUUACAGAGUAAAUUAGAUAGUAUUUCUAACACUUGUUAAAAGUAACUGACAAUAUGAAUUACCUUGUUCUGGCCAUAAGUAAAAAGAUGAGAAAGUCAUAUAUCUGGGUAAUUAUUAAUUUGCCUAAAAUUAGAAAGCCAAGAUUUGAACCCAGUUUUACCUGAUUCUAAAAUUACUGUUUUUCUACCACACAUAUAGUUCCCAGCCUUUAUAUUGAAUGCCCUCUUUUACAAUAAAUUUUUUUGCAAAUAACCCUCCCGAUGAUGGUAGUAAUUAUAGUUUUAUUUAUGACAAUAAAACUACAGUGAUUAUAUGCAUGUAGAAUCAAGGCCUUUUUAACCUCAAGAAAAGGGGCCUAGGAGGUUUCGGGACCAUGGUUUCAGGGGACAUCUAAGUCAAUUGGCAUAAUCUCUUCAGAUAACCUUCUGCAUCCCACUUCGGAGAUAGGCGUCUGGGGUCUUAAACGUUAGCAAGUGGCCAUCUAAGUUUCGUCAAUUGGUCUCAACCCACCUGGAGCAAAGGAGAAUGAAGAACACCAAAGACACAAGGUAAUUAUGAGCCCAAGAGACAGAAAGGGCCACAUAAACCAGAGACUACAUCAGCCUGAGACCAGAAGAACUAGAUGGUGCCCGGCUACAACCGAUGACUGCCCUGACAGGAACACAACAGAGAGCCCCUGAGGGAGCAGGAGAGCUGGGAUGCAGACCCCAAAUUCUCACAAAAAGAUCAGACUUAAUGGUCUGAAUGAGACUAGAAGGACCCUGGUGGUCAUGGUCCCCAGACGUUCUUUAGCCCAGGACAGAAGCCAUUCCCAAAGCCAACUCCUCAAAAAGGGAUUGGACUGGACAAGGGGAUAGAAAAUGAUACUGGUGAAGAGUGAGCUUCUUGGAUCAAGUAGACUCAUGAGACUACAUUGGCAUCUCCUGUCUGGAGGGGAGAUGGGAAGGUGGAGGGUGUCAGAAGCUGGCUGAAUGGCCUAGACAAGAGAGAGUGGAGGGGAGGAGUGUAAUGUCUCAUUAGGGGGAGAGCAAUCAGGAGUAUAUAGCAUAAAUUUUUGUAUGAGAGACUGAGUUGAUUUGUAAACUUUCACUUAAACCGCAAUAAAAAUUUUUUAAAAAGGGGCCUAGUGAUCUCUUUUUUUUAAUUGAAAUUGCAGACUUUAUCUUAAGUAGCAGGGCUAGUGAAUUGUUUUAUUAAUAGGAAAGACAUCAUAUAAUUUAAAGAUACAUUUUGUAUAAUAAUCAUAGAAGUUUUAACAUUGUUUACAUUUUUGUAGGCUUCUGUCAUGUCAUUGUUUAACUGCACUAUAGAUGUUAUGGCCAUUUCUGCUCUAUUAAAAUUGUGACUCCAGAACCACUUACUUGUACAACUUCAAGAGAAAUAGGACUUUUGCAUGCGGGCACUAAAAGAGGGUUACAUGCAUUUCAUUUUUACUAGAUUAUUAUAACAUUAAGACUUGUUUAUUCACUAAGAAAUGAAAUACUAAUUUACCCAUGUCCAGGCAUAAGAGAGAGAAAUGGUUAUUGUUUUUUAACUGCAGCACAUUUGGAGAUCCGUGUAGACAAAAUGAAUAGUUGGGUAGAUUUUUAAAAGUCAUGGCCAUGUUGAAUUUUCAGUUGAAAAGGUUCAAAUUGAGAGAGAUUUCACUUAGAUCUUUGUGAGGAACUAAAUAUGUCUGUAUCAGCAACUAUAACAUCAUCAAAGGAUGAGCUAUCCUGGGUGAAACUACUUUUACACUUAAACUAAAGCUAACUUUUCACUGCUUGUUUAAAAUAUUGUAAAAUCGGCUUCAUUGCCUAAAAGAAUACUGACUGUAACUCAACUGAUAACAGUGUCAUCAUCAUGAAGACUGUUGGGCCAAGCUGUGAAUGAAGUUACAGCUUCAGAUGUUGAUGGCCUGAAUGAUGGCUAAGCAUUGAUCAUAGAAGUUACCUGGAAUUUUGGUUUCCUGAAAAUGCCCCGGGUACAUCUUGGGUCAUUAGACUUUUACAAAAACAAAAAAGAAAAAUUGACUGCAUUACCGGUACUCCAACCUCUUUGUAAAAUGACUUCCCCCUAAAUAUUAAAGUAAAACAUGCACUUUGUGGAGAGUUUGGGGACUAUAAAAACAAUGAUUCAUAAUCCCACCAUUAGAGGAGAUGAUCAUUUUGGGUUUUUUCCCCCGGUCCUUUUUCUGUAAUUGGUAUUCUGUGGUUUUGCAUUCUGUAACCCUCAGCUCCUGAAAUUCAUAUCAUUGUUUGGCCUUUUAAAACACGUUAGGUCUGCUCGCUGCGUUAAAAACGUGAUUUUAAUUGCUCUAUUUCAGAAGUUAGCAAACUAUGGUCCAUAGCUUGUUUUUAGAAACAAAAUCUUAUUAGAACACAGCCAUGCAUAUUUUCUGUGGUUGCUUUUACACUAUGACAGCAGAAUUGACGGGAAAACCUGUGUAAGGCAGAAACCUGUCAGAGACGGAAGACUUAAGUAUUUGCCACUAAAACGUGUGAUAGGAAAGUGAUAAGACUGCACCCCGUCAAAGGUGCAAAGCUUGUUAAGACCUGGAAAAUCAAGGCGGUCCCAUUGAGUUCCUGGCUGUCACACGAGUAUCACUGUAUUUAGAGACCAUAUGGCCCACAAGCCUAACAUAUCUGGCCCUUUAAGAAAUUGUUUGCCAACCCCUUCUCUAUAUUAUCUCUUAUAUUGUUUUUGUUAUUUCCCACCCAGUCAACUCCAGCUAAUGGUGACCUUAUGUAUAACACAAUGAAACACUGCCCAAUUCUGCGCCAUCAUCAUGAUCAUUGGUAUGUUUGAGUCUGUUAUUGCAGCCACUGUGUUAUUUCGAGUGGCUUCCAAUAUAAGGGGCUCAUGUUUCAGCACUAUACAGUCUGUAUUCUAUAGUGAUUCAUAAGGUUUUCAUUGGCCAAUUUUCAGAAGCAGAUUGCCAGUCUUUUUUUCCUAGUCUGUCUUAGUUUGAAAGCUCUGCUGAAACCUGUCCACAUGGGUGACCCUGUUGGUAUUUGAAAUAUCAGUGGCAUAGCUUCCAGCAUCACAGCAACAUGCAAGCUACCACAGUGUGGCAAACUGAUAGAUGGGUGGUGGAUCUUUUAUAUAGGUGUAUCACAAUUUUUUAUAAUGCUUUCUUAUUUUCACUAUUAUAAACACUGUAGUGAACCUCUUAGUUCAUAAACCUUGAUGCACAUAUUUUGUUAUCUGUGCCAGAAUUCUUAAGAGUGCAACUUAUUGGAUUGAAGGGUAUAUUGGCUUUCCUAGGACCUCCAUAACAAAAUACCAUAAAGUGGGUGAAUUAUAACAACAGAAAUGUAUUGUCUCACAGUUCUGGAGCCUGGAAGUAUGAGAUGAGUGUCAGCUGUGUUGAUUCUUUGAGGGCUCUGAGAACACAUUCCACUCCUCUUUCUCCUAGCUUUUGGUGGCUUGCAGAAAUCCUUGGCAUUCCUCAGCUUGCAAUUGCAUCUGCCUCCAUGUUUCUAUGUAUCUUUUGUUUUAUAAGGACACCGGUCAUAUAGGAUUAGGACUCACCCUACACUGGUGUGUCUUCAUGUUACCUGAUAACCUUUUCAAAGACCCUAUUUCCAAACACAAUCACUGUGGGAUGAAGAAUUUAAUGUUUCUCAAUGAAUUUGGUCUCAGGGAAGGGGGAGGAUGGUUCAGUCAAUCAGUUAUGCCUACAUAAUGAGGCCUCAGUAAAGGCUCUGAACAUGUAAGCUCCCUGGGCUUCCUGGUUGGUGAAAGGCUUCGAUGAACAUGGGAGGCUUUGGACAUGGAAGCUCUGCUUUGGGAACCCUUCCAGACCUUGCCCUACAUGACUCUUCAUUUGACUUUUUGUUUGUAUCCAUUUCACUGUAAUGAAACUAUAAUAAGUAUAGAAAAAACCAAACCCAGUGCCAUGGAGUCAAUUCUGACUCAUAGGAACACUAUAGGACAGAGUACACCUGUCCCAUAGAGUUUGCAAGGAGCACCUGGCAGUAUAGUGCAACAGUAAAAGAAGGCCUUUCAGCAACCGAGCCUAAUGAAGAAUAUGACCAUCCCAAAAACCAAGACCUGUUGCCGUUGAGUCGAUUCCAACUCACAGCAACCCUAUAGGAUAGAGUAGAAUGGCUCCAUAGAGUUUUCAAGGUUGUAAUCUUUACACAUGGCACAGACUGCCACAUCUUUCUCUCAUGGAGCACUGGUGGAUUUGGAUGGCUGACCUUGUGGUGGGCAGCUGAGCACUUUAACCACCAUGCCACCAGGGCUCCCUAUGGCCAUCAUACUAAUUGUUAAAUCUUUUAACUUGGUUAAGGAGAGAUUGAGAGACCCUGUGGUGUUUCAGUGUGAGAAUUCUCUCCUGGCAUUUCUUGGGAAGUUUAUGUAUUUUUCCAAAGUUCAAGAAAAAUCAGUUAAGAAAUUGGUAAACCAAACUAAGCCCGUUGCCUUUGAGUCAACUCUGACUCAUAGCAAACUUAAUAGGACAGAGUAGAACUGCCUUAUGGGGUCUCCACGCCUGUAAUCUUUAGGGGAGCAGAAUGCAACAUCUUUAUCCCGCAGAGUGGCUGGUGGGUUAGAACAUCCAACCUUUUGGCCACCAGGGCUCCUAAAAGGUAGACUAGGUUCUCUAUACAAUGGAGUUCUCCAUGCGAUGGAAUUUUGGAAAAGAUGGGAUAGAUGCCAAACUCCCUUGUAUAGAGAACUUUUUCAAGGUUUUUUUUAUCAUGAGAGAUUUGGUUACAUAGAGGAAAUUUUGCUGAUAGUCUACCAUUGAAAUGAUUAUUUAUAGGAGUUACAUAUGAAGGCCACACGGCAUUUGAUAGAGCCACAGUAACCUUUGUCUGUUGGAUUCUAUUACUGAGUUUGAAAUACUCAAGAAAUUUGGGUUUGUAGUUUCUAUUUUUUUUUUUAUUGACCUAGACAGGCCACAUUUAAACUGCUAAACAGUUCCUUACCCGUUGAAACAAAGGAUGGAAAAACUCCCUGUGAACUCUAUCUCCCUUCAGGGGUUUCCUUAGAUUGCCUUUUUGCCCACCAGCUGCAAUAAAGCUCAUGCAUCUACUAACAUGAACUAUUGAUCUGGUUUUGUUGAAGUUUACUUUUCUAAUGAUUAUUUCAGUGAAUCCAAGGCUCUAAAUGACAACCACAUGGAUAAAUGCUUUGUAAUGCAUUUUCAAUGUAGUCAGGUUUGAUUCUGUAUCUUACUGAACUAGUGCCUUAUGUGGCUAGUAUAAUAUGAAUGAAAAACAAAUAACUUGUUAAUGUUUGAAUAUGUGGGCUCUAAUACCACCUCUGUGUUCAAUUCAAAACACUGCUUAAUACCACCUCUGUGUUCAAUUCAAAACACUGCUUAAUAGUAUUAAUAAAUAUCCACAAGUCAUUUAUUGCUUGUUUGAUAAAUUAACUUUUGUAUUUGAGAACUGGUAUUAAGUAGGUUUACUAUAAAUUCCUGUGAGUAGGAAAGGUAAGAUCGUUAGCUCCCUUUUCUGCAAGUUUUAAGUGUUGUGAUUUCUAUCCUUUUCAAAUGGAACUUGAUACUUAAUGAGGAUCACUCACUUGAACUCCUAGUUAUCAUGGAAUUGAUCGUUUAAAUUCUAAAUCACAUUGGCUGGCCUCAUCAUUCUCUUUAUCCUGUAUUUUGAUGGACAGAAGAUCUUAGUUAUAAUAUAGUCAGAUUUGUUAAUCUUCCUUCAUGGUUUGUGCUUUCUGUGUCCUGUUUAAGGAAUCUCUCUGUACCCCCAACUCAUGAAGCUGUUCGCCCAUGUCAUCUCCACAUUUUACAAUUUGAUCUUUCACACACUUAGGUUUAUAAUCCACCUUAAGUUGAUUUUCAUGUAUGAUGUGAAGUAGGGUCAAAGUGCACAUCUUUUUAUGUAGGUAGGGCUUUCUUUCCUCUCUGAUCUUCAGUACUAUAAAUCAGGGCCCCAUCUAUGUAUGGCUAUGUUCUGGGCUUUCUAGUCUACUUCAUUGAUCUAUUUCAGGAGUCAGCAGACCUUUCCUGUAAAGGGCUUGAAAGUAAAUAUUUUGGGAUUUGUGGGCCAAGAGGCAAAAUCAAGGAUACUGUAUAGGUUCUUAUAUAACAAGAGAAAACAAAUUCCCAUAAAUUGUUUAUUGAUUGAAUUAAAAAUAUAAUAAAAAUUGAUUAUACUUUUUUAUAAUACUAGCCUACUAAAAAGAAAAAUGGAAUUCUUUUCUAUGACGGAUAUUUCAUACAGUUGUGAUUCAAAAUAAGUGUUUCAUUGAAACUGAUGGCAAAUGUUCAUCUGUUAAUGCUGAUUUGUAAUGAGAUUUUAUGUUUCAUCUUUGAAUGUGUCUUUUCACAUAGGAAGUACUGCCAAAUACUGAUGUCAGUCUAUGUGUAUGAGUUUAUUAACUGAGCAUGUUCAUCACUUAGGAAGCAUUUAUCAAAUUCUUUUAAAUUUGUCUGAAGAUAUUUGCCUUUUAGCAUGUCAUCACAUUGUAGAUUAUUAACUUCUGAUUGAAGGUAAGGUGGAAGCUCCUCAACUGCACAGUUAAAUGAAUUUUCAAGUAUGGAGAUUACCUUGCAUUUGCAUCAAGGUUCAAAAAACUGCUGGAAAUGUAGUUUGAGCUUGGAAAAUGGAUCCACGGUAAAUUUCUGUGGGAAUGGAGAUCUUGGUUUUUUAAACUUUUGACAGCACAGGAAAUAUAUAGAAUAGCUGGAGAGUGUUUGUGAUUCAAACAAGUUAAUUGUCAUAGAAGAAAUGACUAUUGUAGUAUAUUUUACAUAUCAGUACUGUUUUGCCUUGUAAUUUUAGGUUGAAUUUAUUAAGCAACAUUAUCAAGUUUGCAGCAGAAGAUAAUUUCCAAAGCCAUUCAGUGUUUGAGAAUAGUGAUUGAUGAUGGUUCUUCUUACUCAGAAAAAAUUGCAGUCUUGGCCUUGGUUUAAAAAAAAAAAUCACAAAAAGCAUUACCACUGCUAAGCACAGAAUUACUAUGUGAUAGGUCAACUCAGAAUAUCUAACUUCUAACAUCAAAUUCUUGGUGAUGGUUAAGUUCACAAAAACAAAUGAAGUUCACUGUUGAUGUUACUGGUUCAAUAACACGUGAUAAAUUCAAACAUUUUCCUCAAAAUACCUGUGGAUGAAUAAUGCAAUGAAAAACCAUAAGCUUUAAGCAAUGUACGUUUUUACAACUUUUUUCAAGAUUUAUCCACCUAAGCUUUUUUCUGCUCCACACACUUUUACCACCAUCAGUUAUAACAAAUCUUAGCAGAUUCCACUUAAGUUUGUAUUAAAUUAGUGUUUUCUCAAUUUCUUUGAAAAUAUUCUCACCUGUGGUUACUUUAUGCAGACUAUUUAUACAGUCUAAUUCUUUAUUCACUUCAAAUUUGGCAUCGACUCUUUGAAUAAACAGCAACUAAGAGUAUAAAUAUCUGUGGACUCAUCAAAGCCAAAGAAAACCACUCAAAAUCAUUUGCCUUUAAAUUGAUUAUUGGUGUUGCUUCCAGUGUCCUCAGCUGUUCUCACCAAAAGGCUAAUAGUUUUAAUAAAAUUUAUUUCUUCUGGAUACAUUUCCUUGUCUAGUGCAAUCAAACACAAUUUUAUUAACUCACUAGUGGCAAAUGGCUUUCCUUAUUGACUGAAAAAUAAGCAUUUGGAAACUUUCUUUACAGCUGCUUUCAUUUUUUAUUUUUGUAAAGAAGUUCUGCUGUGAUGAGAUAUUCUAUUUUAAAUUUUCCAUUUUCUUUUUCUGACCGUUAAUUUCCUGAGAGUUGGAAAUAUUGUGAUGAGAGUUUAAUCUUGUAUGUGUAUUAUAUUCUAAUAACACAACUAUAGUGUCAUUGCAUAAUAAGUACAAUGAUUUACUAUCUAACUUGACAACAAAAUAUCCCACACUCCCCUGUGCCUUAAAAACAUGACAUUUGAACCGCACUUUUCGAUUCCUUUCUUGUUUUGACCUGAUGGGUAUGCACUGAUAAUAAAAAACAAAAUGUGUGAAAUGGCAGUACACACAAAGCUCCACAUGCUUUCCGAUUAUAACUGCAUUGCUGUGAGUUACAGUGCACAAACCGCAGGGUGAAGCAAUGGAAGUGCCACUCAUAUGAUUUCUGUUGAAACUACUCAACUCUGACAUUGUAGUGCGAAAGCAGUCUUAGACCAUAUGUAAGCAAAUGAGCAUGUUUGUAUACCAAUAAAACUUUAUUCAUUGUCAAUGAAAUUUAAAUUCCAUGUAAUUUUCAGGUAUCACAAAAUAUUAUCAUUUUGAUUUUCUUUCCAACCAUUUAAAAUCAUUUGUACAUGGGCUGUACAAAAACAGGAAGAAGGGUAAAUUUGGCCCAUGAGUCUUAGUUUGCCAGCCCAUAACCUAGAUGGUCAUCCAGAGUAGUAUUUACCAAAUGUGUUUAUGGAACUCAGGAUGAUGAUGAUGAUAAAAAAAUAAAUAAAUAAAAAAUAGCUGCUGUCUAGUCCAACUCACUCAUGGAGACCUUUUGUGCAACAGAACUAAACAUUGUCCACUCCUUCAACAUCCUCACAGUGGCAGUCAUGUUGGAGUCCAUCCUUGUGGCUAUUGUGAGGAACUCAGCUCCUGGGAAAUUUCUCAAAAUAAAAAGUGAAAUAACUUUAUAGAAAGCUUUUUUAUAUAUUCUAUCUCCCACUUGUUUCUUGUUGUGCAUACUAAGCAGUCUGAGAACUUCUUCAACAAGAAACUUAUUUAUCUUUGCCUAAUCCAGAGUAAUGAAGCUUAUUUGCCAGGAAACCCUUAUUUGCACAGAACUGUUUGCAUGCCUCAGAACCUAGGUGUGCUAUAAAAAAAAAAAAAAUUGCUAGCGAGUCAAUUCCGACUCAGAGCAACAGAGUGGAACUGCCCCACAGGGUUUCCAAGGAGCAGCUGGUGGGUUUCAAUUGCCGACUUUUUUGGUUAACAGCCGUAGCUCUUAAUCACUGCGCCACCAGGUGGGAUAUACACUUUGAAAAUGUUGAUAUGGUCCAUCAAAUGAAGUAAUAAAGUGCCGAGGAUAAAAAAGCUCUUAUCCAUCUAGAAAAGGGUUGACCAUUUAUCAGUCUUAACAACAACAACCAGAAACAGUUAAAACACAGUCCUGAUACAUCAACAGUGACUUCACAUCUGUUCGAACUGGUCUCUGGAAGUCAGCCAAUCAACAAGAACCUGUCGUGCUUCUGAAAGUCAGCCAAUCAGCAACAGUUUCACUUAGUAAUUACACUUCAACAGCUAAAGGUUAGCCAAUGCCUAAACAGUUUCAAAUAUCAAGCAUGUGUUGAAUGAAACAAAUAUAUAUAAUGAAACUCUAAGAGAAGGUUCAUGGAAAAAGGUGACUGUGAACAAUUCGUUUCAAACACCUGGUUUUCCAUCAGAGUCUAGUGUGCUUUAUCACACUUGCAGGUGAAAAGCCUUGGGAGACAAAGGCAGGCUAGCUGAUAGCAAACCUCAUCGUCUCCACACUUGGUGGAUGUGCAGUGACGCUGGUGCUCCCAGGAGAAGACACACUGCCUCGUCCUUCAUCCUUAAGACAUUUUUGUCAUUUGGGGUAAAAUCAAGUACCAGGGAGAACCUGUUGGGUAACAGAAAUUUAAUCUCUGCGUCUACCCAGGGAUUCAGCAGUCGUUAUUUUUUUAUUAAAUCCUUAAAGCUGAAAGCAGCUUUAAAAGCCUAGCCCUUAUUCUGGCAAUAAAAUUUUGGGGGGUUGCUUAACUUACAAGAAUAAAAGUCUUGCCAUCCUCUGUCUAGGAAAAGAUUGUUCUUUGCCCAUAGCCCCAGGUAACCUCCUGAAUUGGGUUUUACAAUCAUCCCAAUCUAUAAGUGAUAGCUUCGUUCAGUAAGCAUGCUUCUGAAAGGCAGAACCUUCAUCAACAAGCUAACCCUUUAAGUGUAUCCUUAGUGCCUUUCUCAAGUUGGUCAAGGAUCAGCUCUAUUGAAUGCCUGUUUUUGCUAUGAUGUUCUAGGGCAGUAGUUCUCAACUUUAGGUACAUAUAGAGAUCACCUACUAAGGUUUAAAAUUGUAAUGCAUAGUUCCUGUUAGGUGCUGCUGAGUCAGUUCUUACUCAUAGCGACCCUGUAAACAACAGAACAAAGCGCUGCCCAGUCCUGAGCCAUCCUCACAAUCGUUGUUAUGCUUGAGCCCAUUGUUUCAGCCACUGUGUCAAUCCAUCUCAUUGAGGGUCUUCCUCUUUUUCACUGACCCUCUAUUUUAUGAAGCAUCAAGUCCUUCUUCAGGGACUGGUCCAGGUAGUUCCUACCUGCAACAAUUCAUGGUCUUUGUUUUUUAUGAAGCUGAGCUGGUUCUGACUCUAUGGGGCAGCUCUACUCUGUCCUAUAGGGUCGCUAUGAGUCGGAAUCAACUCGACAGCAGUGGGUUUUUGGGAGCUGGUUCUUGUAGCCAAUGUUGAGAACUAGUGCUCUGGAUACUGGAAAGAAUAAAAUUUAAAGCCUAGAACUGCCUUCAAGAAGCUAACAGUUUUAAAUGAUCAAGUGCUUCUGACGAUACGGAGGAAUAGAAGAUUAGAGAAUGGCUACAUAGGUCAGCUGGGGCCAGAGAAAUUUGAAAGAAGUGGUAUUCCGCCGAAGGUUUGCUUUAUGUAGAUCUAGAAACAUUCGCUUUUUCCAUGUCCCCAUAUGAGGGAAGCAGAUUUUAAACACAUAAGCAGGGAUUUUUGUUUCUUUUAAGCAAGGAACUACUUCCAAAUUCUAAUGCAGGUUUGUUGCUUUGAACAAGAAAGAUGACUUUAAUUUUCCACCAUAAUUUGAAAUGUUGCCAUUCAAUUAGUAAAUAUUUAAAAACUUUUCAGUGUGUUCCCUUUUGUACUCUUAUAAACCUUUUAUGAGUUGGGAAAAAAACCAGCAUAGCGUUCAUGAAUAAGUAAGUACAAAGUCUGGAUUGAUGCAAAUGCAGUGACUGUCACGAUUUUGUUUUGUUACUUGGCAGCCAGAAUAGACUUAACAACACAAUCAGCAUUAAAUUCCUGGUGCUUUUUCUACAGCCCCAAGUUUCAAAUAGAGAAUAUGAGUCUAUUUAUCCUCUCACAGUAUUAAUUUAGGCACCAAGUCCGAGCCUUUGGGUGUGAAUGGUUUUGUUUCCUAGAAGCAAAGUGUGGAACCAUUCUCAGUUUAGCAAAGCACCUUUGCCACAGCAACUGGGAAAAAGUGCAUGCAGAAGUGAGAAGGGCCAUUGAUGGACUGUUACCUCAACUGGAGGCCGAUUUUGGAAUUAUUUCCAGUUAAGGUCAAGUUUCAUAAGCUCAGAACUGACCACUCCUGGCAGGAUAGGAAACAACCUCAGAAUAGACUUAGAUUCCUGAACCCUGAACUCUAUUUUCUUAUACUGCUAACCAAACGGUCAGCGGUUUGAACCUACCAGCUGCUCAGGGGAGAAAGAUGUGUCAGUCUGCUUUUGUAAAGAUUACAGCUUUGGAAACCCUGUGGGGCAGUUCUACUCUGUCCAUAGGGUCACUAUGAGUCAGAAUUGAUUUGACGGCAAAGGGUUUGAAUUUUUUUUUUUUUUUGUAUGACUUUGCUAACUUUGAGAAUGCUAUUAAAGCUCUCAAACCUAAGUAAAUAUUUAGAAAUGAAUAUAGUGUUUAUAAUCGUUGGAAUGAAAAGCUCAGUAAAUGGGUUAAAUAGUACCAAAGAGAAUUAGCGACCUGGAAGAGAGAUUUCUUAUUACACAGAAUGCAGAUUAAAGAUACGGAAACCAUGAAAGAGAGGUUACAAGAAGGUCAAACAUCUCAAAGGAGCUCUAGAAGGGAAAAUAAAAACUAAAACCAAACCCACUGCUAUGGAGUCAAUCUGACUUGUAGUGACCCUAUAGGACAGAGUAGAACUGCUCCCUAGGGUUUCCAAGGCUGUAAUCUUUACAGAAGCAGACUGCCAUAUCUUUCUCCCAUGGAACAGCUGAUGAGUUCAAACCACCAACAUUUAGGUUAGCAGCUGAGGGCUUAACCACUGCACCACCAGGGCUCCAGGGAAAGAAUUGAGUAACAGAAAUAUUUGAAGAGAAAAUGCUGUAAAUUUUUUAAAGAAUUGCAGAAAAGACAUGAAUCUUCAGAUUCAGGAAGUACCAAGCACCCUGCUAGAUAAAUAAAAUGAACUGCAGAGAUAGACACAUUGUCAUCAAACUAAAGAAUACCAAAAAGAAAAUUAGAGAUGCAAUCAAAGAGAAAAGACUGUGUUUAUAGUAGAAGAAAAAUGAGACUGUCUGACAGAUGAGAACUGUUAUGUUGACAGCCAUAAGACAAUAGAAUAAUAACUUUAAAAUGUGGAGGGAAGAUAAUUCUUUAUACCCAGAUGAAUUGUCUUCAAGAGUAAGAGAGAAAUAAAACCUUUCUAAACAAGCAAAGAGUAAGUUUAUUGUUCUCAGAUCCCUGAAGAAGGAUUUAUAAAGGGAUAUACUUUAGGAAGAAGGAAUUGAAACCAGAGGAAAAUGUGGGAUGUAAGAAUAAUAUGAGCAAAAAAUGUGGAUAAAUCAAGCUAAUAAUCAGUUAUAUUAAAGAAAAUGAAGAAUCACUUUUAUGGAGUUUACAAAAAUAAGAUGAAGCUAAGAAACAAACCAAAAUAAUGUGGAAGGGGUAAGUGAUAGGGGCUUGUGCUAAUCAGAGCCCACAUGUUGUAUUGACUGAUUUUCAUUGAUAUUGACUAAUUUUUAGAUUUUUAGUCAAGUACAAUCAUCAACUUCUAAAUCAGUAAAGGGGGAAAAAGUGAGUAAAGAGAACUUGAUUAAUCAAAAUAAUAAGCAAGGAGUAAAGCAAAUAAAAAGCACAGUGAAUAGAAAACACAAUGUAAGAAGGUAGAAAUGAGUCCAGCUAUGAGUGGACAUGAGAAACGUAAAUGCACUGUAUCAGUCUUUUGAAAGACAAAGUUUGUCAAAUUGGAUUUUAAAAUACAUUCUUGCUAUAUGUUCUAUACAAAGAACGCAUCUAAAACGCGAUACAUAGAGGAUGAAGCCUUGAGGUUGUUGCUGUGACUGAUCCCAUUUACACCCCAUUAAGGAGACCACAGAAAACUCAAAUGACUCUCAUCAGCAGCUGGAUCUUUAGACAAAUCAUGAUUCAUGUUUACUGACCCCGUUAUGGAAAAAAAAAAAAAAAAAAAAGACGUCC
Molecule: messenger RNA, 19597 nt
Organism: Loxodonta africana (African savanna elephant)
Lineage: Eukaryota; Metazoa; Chordata; Mammalia; Proboscidea; Elephantidae
Gene: ZNF280D
Product: zinc finger protein 280D
Exons: 23
Coding region: 296-3235 (979 amino acids)
Biological process (GO): regulation of DNA-templated transcription
Molecular function (GO): RNA polymerase II cis-regulatory region sequence-specific DNA binding; DNA-binding transcription factor activity, RNA polymerase II-specific
Source: RefSeq, a predicted model, not a curated record